UUCUCUGCCUCUUCUGCUGCUGCUGCUUCUGCUCCAGUGUCUGGUUGGCUUCCACUCCUCGCGCGCGCUCGUAGCCCGCAUUGGUGGAGGCGGCGGAGGGGCUCGGAUCCGGCUGCCGCGGCGGGGGGAGGUCAGGCAUGUGUGCAAUCGUCAAGAGGUUCCUGGUUUGACUAGAAAGCAAAGACUGGCGGUGUACGGCUUGAGGUUUUGAUUGUGGUUGUCAGGAAUGGAAGCACCACCGGAGACCUCAAAGCCGGCGGAGGCUAAACCGUCAAAGACCCGGCUGUCUGUGCCCACCGGCAGGUUUGCAUUGGGGACAGCUUCUUCAAUCAAGAAGCGGACUGAUGUUGCUCCCUCAGCCGAGUUGGGGAUGUCAAGGUCAUCGUUGACGAAGUCUACCUCGUCUAUGAAUGCUGCUCCAGUUCAGAGAAGAAGCAGCACAGGAAGUGCGGGGAAGCAACAGGAUAAUGGGAGCUCAGUUGUUGCUAAGAAAGCUAGUCCUUCUCUGUCAGAUGGGGUGAAGAAGAGUAAACCAGUGACAGCCUCCAUGGUCAGCUCAAAAUCAUCACUGGAAAAGAAGUCAUCUGUGCAGUCUGAGAGGGCCAAGGUGGAUGCGAUGAAGAAGCCUGCUGUUAAGUCAUCACCAAUUUCUACUCUGAAGAAAGUCCCAUCACUGACAGAGAACUCCAGCAGUAGCGCUAGCAGCAGCUUCAGGAGAGCAGCCUCAAAUGCUACUCUCAACUCACCACGGUCACCUUCAGUGACAAGCAGCGUCACGAAAAAAGUGGGUUCUCGGACAUCGUCGAUGGACAAGGGUUCUUCCAUGCCUAUUCGGAAGAAGAGCUCGACUGCUGAUAGCCGUGAUUCACGGUUUAUGAUGCUGCCCCAGGUGGAUUUGAAGGCUAGUGAUGAAGUGAGACUUGAUUCAAGAGGUCAUAGGGUACGAACUCUGAAGCAGUUGAGAUUAACACCUGUACUUGAAUUUGUUUAUCUCAGGGACAAUCGUCUAUCAAGUUUGGAGGGUAUUGAGAUUCUCAAAGGGGUUAAGGUUCUUGACUUGAGUUUUAAUGAAUUUAAGCUCCCUGGGUUUGAGCCCCUUGAGAAUUGCAAACUUCUCCAGCAACUUUAUCUCGCUGGAAAUCAAAUAACAUCCCUUGCUACCCUUCCCGAGCUUCCUAACUUGGAGUUUCUCUCUGUUGCUCAAAAUAGGUUGAAAUCACUCUGUAUGGCUAGUCAGCCUCGACUUCAAGUACUAGCAGCCAGCAGAAACAAAAUAUCAGUUUUGAAGGGAUUUCCGCAUUUGCCUUCUCUGGAGCAUUUACGUGUUGAGGAUAAUCCACUUCUUGAGAUGCCACACUUGGAGGCUGCUUCUAUUCUGCUUGUAGGCCCUACCUUGAAAAAGUUCAAUGACCGGGAUCUGAACCCCGGUGAGGCUGAAGUUGCGAAGCAAUAUCCUGCUCAUACAGCUAUUUGCAUUCGUGAUGGUUGGGAAUUUUGCUCUCCUGAACUUGCUGCUGAUUCAACAUUUUCCUUCCUACUUGAGCAAUGGAAGAAUAAGUUGCCGCAAGAUUUGAUAGUGAAGAAAGCUCAUGUUGACCAUCCAUUUGAAGAAGAUCCCUGUCAUUGCCAUUUUAGCUUCACAAAUCAGUGUGAUGAGGGUGAACUAGUCCUCAAAUAUCAGUGGUUUAUAGGUGACAAGACACCAACUGAUUUUGUGCCUCUUCCUGAAGAAUUAAGUGAGGUAUACUGGCCAAAGCGUGAAGAUGUUGGAAGAUGUCUGAAAGUUGAAUGCACUCCAAUAUUGAAUGAUGCUGAAUUCCCGCCCAUCUUUGCUGUUUCCUUACCUGUUUCUCCAGGUACUGGUUGUCCAAAGGUCAUCAAUCUGACGGUCCAUGGUGAUUUGGUGGAAGGAAAUGUACUCAGGGGUGUUCCUGAGAUUGCCUGGUGUGGUGGGAUGCCAGGAAAAGGUGUUGCAAGUUGGUUAAGGAGAAGAUGGAACGGCAAUGCUGUUGUAAUAGAUGGAGCUGACAGGAUGGAAUAUCAGCUAACCCUAGAUGAUAUCGAUUCAAGUUUGGUAUUUAUGUACACCCCUGUUACAGAAGAUGGUGUUAAGGGAGAGCCCCAAUGUACAAUGACAGAUUUUGUAAAGGCUGCCACACCAUCAGUCAGCAGUGUACAUGUUGUGGGAGACAUUGUUGAAGAUAACACAAUCAAAGGGAAUGGAAAGUAUUUUGGUGGCAAAGAGGGAUUAAGCAAAUUCCUCUGGUUUAGAGAGAAGGAAAAUGGGUAUGACCGUAUGAGCCAUACUGCCAUUAGUUUGUCAUCUUUGAGUAUUGAUAAAACACCUUUAUGUGAAUUUCUUCUAGUGCUAUCAAAUAGCACGGAGUACACGCUAACAAAGGAGGAUGUGGGUCGGCCCCUCAAAUUUGUAUAUGUUCCCAUCAACCUUGAAGGUCAGGAGGGUGAAGCUGCUUAUGCUAUGACAGAUGCAGUUAAGAAAGCACCUCCAAAAGUCUUGGAUUUGAAGAUAGUUGGGGAAGCAAGAGAAGGAAGCAAGGUGUCUGCUACUGCUACUGUCAAAGGUGGCACUGAAGGGUUCAGCAGGGUUCAAUGGUUCAUAGGAUCUUCAUCCAAAUUUUUAAAUGAGAAUGAACUCAGAGUCCUCACUACAUCUAAAGUUUCUAAGACAUUCCGCAUUCCUCUCAGUGCUGUUGGAUAUUAUAUUGUUGCAAAGUUUACCCCCAUGGCACCUGAUGGUGAAACUGGUGAACCAGCCUAUGCUGUGUCUGCUGAUGUUGUGGAAAUGCUACCACCCAGCCUGAAUUUUUUGACAGUCACUGGUGAAUUCUCAGAGGGCCAAAUGUUGACAGCAUCAUAUGGUUACAUUGGGGGACAUGAAGGCAAUAGUUUAUUUAGUUGGCAUCUUCAUGAGACUGAGGAUGAUGAAGGCAGUCUGGUUUCAGAGGCAUCAGGUCUGCUACAAUACCAAGUUACAAAGGAAGCUGUUGGAAAGUUCCUUUCUUUCAAAUGCGUACCUAUUAGGAAUGAUGGUAUACUUGGUGAGCCAAGAGUUUUCACAGGAAAGGACAGAGUCACACCAGGAAGGCCAACAAUACUUUCUCUUGAACUAACUGGUGAGGCCAUUGAGGGGACCACAAUGGUUGCCAGCAGAAGAUAUUGGGGAGGAGAAGAAGGGGAGACCAUAUUCCGUUGGAUAUUGACUAGUUCAGAUGGAUCACAAAAACAAAUUGAAGGGGCUGCAAGUUCAUCAUACACCUUGAACUGUAAUGAUAUUGGCUUUUACAUAUCUGUCUUGUGUGAGCCUGUUAGAAGUGAUGGAGUUCAUGGUUCUUUGGUGUCAACAGAAGAGUCUGGUCCUAUCUUACCUGGACCACCUACAUGCUUAUCUCUUGAGUUAGCUGGCCCUAUGGUUGAAGGUGGCUGUUUGACCUUUCAUGCUGAGUAUACAGGAGGUUUCAAGGGAGACUGCAUCCAAGAAUGGUUCAGAUUACAUUCUGAUGGCAGCAAAGAGAAAUUGUCUACUGAUGAAUGUCUAGAUCUUACUCUAGACGAUGUUGAUUCGCGCAUUGAGCUUAUAUUCACACCUGUACGAGAUGAUGGAUCACAAGGGUCACCUAAGAGUGUUCUAUCGGAUACAAUUCUACCUGGGGACCCCAAGGGUGUUGAUCUUGUUCUACCAGAGUGUUUUCAAGACAAUGAAAUUUCUCCAAUCAAAACCUACUUUGGUGGUAAGGAAGGCACUGGAAAAUAUACAUGGUACCGAACUAAAGAGAAGCUUGACAACUUGGAGGCUGAUCUGGUGGCUUCAUGUUCUGAAGUUGGAGUAAAUUUGAUGUACAAACCUUCGUUAGAUGAUGUUGGUUUCUACUUGAUUCUUCACUGGGUUCCUGCACGAUAUGAUGGAGAGAUCGGUGACCCGUUGGUGGCUGUUACCAGUGACCCUGUCAUGGCAGCAUUUCCAUCUGUUUCGGAUGUUCACUUGAAGCAGAAAAGUUCAUUGUUGUAUAGCGGAACAGGAGUCUAUUAUGGUGGAUAUGAGGGGUCAAGCUUGUAUAAGUGGUACAGGGAAUCUAGUGAUGGAACCAGGCAUUGUAUAGAUGGUGCUGAUUUAAUUAUAUAUGAAGUGACAGAUGCAGAUUAUAGCCGCCGUCUACUGUUUGGGUACAUUCCCGUUCGUUCUGAUGGGAUCAUUGGAGAAGAAAGGCUCUCUGAGCCAUCUGAUAUAAUUCUCCCUGAACGACUUAAAAUCGAAGCACUCUCUUUCAAGGGAAAUCAGGUUGAGAGAGAGACACUGACUGUUCUUGAACAAAUUCCAAGCACUGCAGUUCAACAACAUCUAUGGAGUAACUACAAGAAAGAGAUAACAUAUCAAUGGUUUGCUUCCAGUGGAUCUGAAGUGGAUCAGACUUUUGAGCCACUGGCUAACCAGUGCUCUCGCUCAUACAAAGUACGUUUCGAAGAUAUUGGCCGAUGCCUGAAAUGUGAAUGCUCAGUCUCUGAUGUAUUUGGACGAUCCAGCGAAUUGAUAUCCAUUGUGACUGCUCCGAUCUUACCAGGAAAACCUAAAAUUGAAAAACUGGAGAUUGAAGGAAGAGGUUUCCACACUAACCUGUAUGCUGUUCGGGGUACCUAUUCUGGAGGCAAAGAAGGCAAGAGCAAAAUCCAAUGGCUCAGGUCUAUGGUUGGAAGCCCAGAUCUUAUCUCUAUACCUGGCGAAAUUGGAAGAACAUAUGAAGCCAAUGUUGAUGAUGUAGGUUAUAGACUUGUUAUCAUUUAUACACCUGUGAGAGAGGAUGGAGUUGAGGGACAACCUAUCUCUGCUUCAACGGAGCCAAUUGCAGUUGAGCCUGAAAUUUACAAGGAGGUGAAGCAGAAGCUUGAUGAUGGAUCUGUCAAGUUUGAGGUUUUGUGUGACAAGGACAGAACACCAAAAAAGGCACAAGUGAUGGGACAUUUGGAGCGAAGAAUUUUAGAAGUGAAUAGGAAGAGGAUCAAAGUUGUAAAGCCUGGAUCCAAGGCAUCAUUCCCAACUACAGAAGUGCGAGGAACAUAUGUUCCACCCUUCCAUGUUGAGCUAUAUCGCAACGAUCAGCACCGCUUCAAGAUUGUUGUUGAUGGUGAGAGCGAAGUUGACUUGAUGGUGCAAACUCGGCACAUGCGAGACGUCAUCAUUCUGGUGAUUAGAGGUCUUGCUCAAAAGUUCAACAGCACAUCUCUCAACUCACUCCUCAAGAUAGAAGCAUGAAGAUCGAGUUGCCAACCUGAUAUAACUUACAGUAUGAAACCGAUUAGAAAAGGUUGUUCAGUAUCGAUUCAAGUUGUUUAGUUUGGAGGAUGUGUAAUAUUUAUAGGAUUUGGAGCGUGGCAGCUUUUGUGUAUGGGUGUGGUUGAGUGUGUUAAAGUUUUUCUUUUUCUCAAAUCAGGAGCGGGUUGCUCUUCUGACCCUGGUUUUCCAUACUCAUGAAAUGUACAUAGGAAAGGGAGGGUUGGUGAUAUGGUGUUGCAUUAAUAUACAAGUUGUGUAUGCAAUUCUCAUAUUAGGCUAUAUGAUUGAUUGGGAAGAUUUUCUGUUUUUUUUGGCUCGUCA
Molecule: messenger RNA, 5608 nt
Organism: Oryza sativa Japonica Group (Japanese rice)
Lineage: Eukaryota; Viridiplantae; Streptophyta; Magnoliopsida; Poales; Poaceae
Product: 187-kDa microtubule-associated protein AIR9
Cellular component (GO): plasmodesma
Molecular function (GO): protein binding
Source: RefSeq, a predicted model, not a curated record